AUGGACGAUGGAGCAUGCAGCUUCAGCUGUUCUGCGGCGGCUGCCCCGACAGUUGAGGAUUGGGGCACUGCCGUUGAGCAAGCCAAUGCUGCUUACGAAGUCCAGAGGGCAUUCGUGCAGAGCCUGGCAAAAUCUGGCGCUGCCCGAGAAGAAUUGGUGAAGGCGCAUGAUCUUCUAAAGAAGCUCAAGAAGGAGCAUACAGAUCUAGUCAAGGCUGCCAACCGGUCUGUGCCCUCCACAAGCAAACGAGGACUAGCAUCCUAUCCACCACCGAUGUGCAUUCCACGUGACGAGUUGGACUCGCGAUUCAUCGUUACCUUUUCGGUGGAUGAUGCCCAUUCAGCCUGCAAGUUCAUGGCUGAGUAUGGGUUUGUUAUCUUCCGGGACGUUCUUUCCGAUGCAGAGUGCACGCGGACAAGGGAUGAGAUUUGGAGCUAUCUCGAACACAACGUGUCGGGCUUCAAACGUGCAGAGCCAACGACGUGGAGUGUCCUCUCGCACACGGACACCGGCCGAUACUAUGAUGCGUAUGGAUUGCCGCCGGAUCCUGUCAUAAUUUCUCCGCAGAUGCUGUGCAACCGCCAAAGCCGCAAGGUUAUUCGUGCAUUUGAGAUCGUGCUGGGUGAAAGUAUCCUGGUCAGUCAUGAUCGGUGGUGCCUGUAUCGUCCAACGCAAGCUGGCGGAAUUCCAACAAAAAACAACCUCCACCUGGAUCUACAUCCAUGGCGCUAUCUGCAAGGAGAUACCAGGAUUGAGGACUUGCGCUAUCAGCAGGGUCACGACCACGAUUUUUCAUUGGAGAUCCCCAGAGCUCGCGCAGAUGAUGGGCCACAUGUCCAAGGAGUCUUGAAUCUAGUCGAGAACCUGGAGGAAGAUGGAGGCACCCAGCUAGUUCCAGGUUUUCAUAAAAUCUUUGAGAAGUGGCAGAAGGACCUAGGUGAUGAGAGCGAUUGGCAGUUCAAGAGUGGUCAAGCUACAAACUGGUUACAUCCAGGCGAUGGAGGUGCCAGCUUCAAAUUCCACGAGCAGGAUCCUAUCCAUGCGCUUUCCCAUCGGAUACCCAUGAAGCAGGGCAGCCUUCUGCUUUGGGACCAGCGAUGCGUUCACGGAUCUCGUCCGAAUCGGUCUUCGAGGAUUCGAAUGGCACAGUUCAUCAGGGCAUUCAGGCGGUCUCCGUUGAGCCCCGCUCGUGCAAGGGCACGAGCACAAGCGAUCAAGCGAAAGAUUCAGGCUACUGGACUCUUGGACACGGUCUCGGAUGAUGGCUGGAGGGUCUUUGGCUUCGCAGACCUGGACGAGCCAGAAGUGUGA
Molecule: messenger RNA, 1311 nt
Organism: Symbiodinium sp. CCMP2592
Lineage: Eukaryota; Dinophyceae; Suessiales; Symbiodiniaceae
Source: the annotation of a GenBank genome assembly